CAACAUAUAAACAGGAUGCUUUAGUACAAGGCAGGUGUUGGGAGGACACUAUCCAAUGACAUCUCUCUGUAAAUUUUACUUCACCUUUUUACCCAACACUUAGGAGCUCCUCUAGUCUCCUAUAGCUAGUAAGAUCACAAAGAGAUCGCCAUGCAGUACUAUCUAUGCUGCCUGUUAGUGUUGUUGGCCUUGUUGGCAACCUGUGACGCGGAUUUUUAUUCCGCCACGUUUCGUCUGGAGAACCUGGCGAAGGUUGAACAGCGGAUGGUGGAGUCGUCUCGACGGUACAUCCAACAGGGAGGGGAGGUGCCCUCCGCGCUGCAGAGUCUGUGUGACAGCAUGUCACAUCCGGGAUACGGCGCCCCUGGCCGGAUGGUCCACAGUCCUGUGGGGGCGUACCUGCUGCUGAGGAGGUUUCACCGCGACUGGGCGGACAUCAUGGAGGAACUACCCAACCAUGCAGACGUGUUCGGUCAAGCCGAGUUGGAACAUUCCUUCCCGUCCGCUGCUGAUCUAGAAGGGUCUGCGCUUGCGCUACUGAGGCUUCAGGGCGUCUACAACUUGGACUUGCGGAGCCUGACGGAGGGAGAAGUCGUCAUGAACUGUGAGAGGAGUCAAACAUCUACAGACGACUCGGAAAGGUGUCAACCCGUCAACCUGUCACGCCUUACGGGGCAGCUCACAUCGCUACCGCUAGGUGUCUCUGAUGUCUUCUACAUCGGCAACGUGGCCCACAAGCGGGGCGAGUUUUACUACUCCGCGAUUUGGUUCAACUUGACCCUGACUCUGGUGACGCAAAGAACUCCAUCUGAAGGUGAUCCUGAAUUGCUACAAGUACUGGAAGCUCUCGGCGAUUCCUACAGUGAGGUGAGAACUCCCUGUUCUUCCGAAGAGGAUCUAAAACAAUUUGUCCUGGUCAGGAAUGUUGUGACUGGAUGGCUUCCCGACGAGGAAGACCCUGUCGUUGCAAAGUUGUCCCGCAGGGUGGCGCACAUUACAGGUCUGAACACCACAUUCCCGACAGGGGACAACUUCCAGGUGCUCAACUAUGGACUAGGUGGACAGUACGAGCCACAUUAUGACCAUCUUGACGAUGAAGUUUCUCGAACACUGGUGCAGGCAAACCGGAUCCUCACAUUUUUAUUCUACUUGAGUGAGGUUGAUGCUGGCGGUGCGACCGUUUUUACAGUGGCAAACAUAGCUGUUCCAGUAGUCAAAAACAGUGCGGUGAUGUUUGAGAACACUAACAAGGCGCUGGUUCGGUCCGGAGGUUCUGUCCAUGCGGGCUGCCCUGUUCUCAUUGGGUCCAAAUGGGUGACGAACAAAUGGAUACACGAGGUUGGCAAUGAACUUCAGCGUCCUUGUGGUCUCACUCCGGAGGAAUGA
Molecule: messenger RNA, 1386 nt
Organism: Branchiostoma belcheri (Belcher's lancelet)
Lineage: Eukaryota; Metazoa; Chordata; Leptocardii; Amphioxiformes; Branchiostomatidae
Product: prolyl 4-hydroxylase subunit alpha-3-like
Exons: 9
Coding region: 151-1386 (411 amino acids)
Biological process (GO): peptidyl-proline hydroxylation to 4-hydroxy-L-proline
Cellular component (GO): endoplasmic reticulum
Molecular function (GO): L-ascorbic acid binding; procollagen-proline 4-dioxygenase activity; iron ion binding
Source: RefSeq, a predicted model, not a curated record